This is a messenger RNA of Colletotrichum godetiae, 834 nucleotides long. RefSeq lists its product as uncharacterized. Bases 1 to 834 code for a protein of 277 amino acids. The record is from RefSeq and is a predicted model, not a curated record. The transcript is spliced from 2 exons. Lineage: Eukaryota; Fungi; Ascomycota; Sordariomycetes; Glomerellales; Glomerellaceae.
AUGGAUUCCAUGUGGACCAACCUGCUUAGACAAGAUGAGCGAUGCUGCCUCGCCAUCUGCCUGGCAGUCAAUUGCCCUCACAGCGGGCUGACCGACGAUACGUGGUACCCGCCGCUGAACAGAGUCAGGGAAGAUAUGAACAGCACCGCGGGAGAUCGGUUCAUCGCCUACAUCAUAAGCUGCCUGUGUGGGCCACUACAGGGCAAAGAGUUCGUCGUCAAGGUCGCCGCGCUCCUGGCGUGCCUGAAAGUCCGCGAAGCACCCGAGGAAUGUGACGACGGCCUGCCGGGCAACAGAACCAACUUGUUGUUCGAGUUUGACAAGGCACUGAACUUUGACUUUGGAAACAUGCUCAUCACCAUCAAAGUGCUCGAACAGGUUUUGAUGUUCUCCGCGCGGAUUUGGGAAAUCCAUGCGCCUGAAGACACCGUUCACCCCGGAACUUUGCCAGCGACUUUCGACCUCUGCGAUGAUUCGGUGUCGAGAAAGAUGUUAUACAUGUACUGCUGUGUACGAAUCUUGUUCCCCGACACUCAUGAGGCGACCAUGCACCGGACACGGGCCGUCUUCCAGAUGAGCUCUGCAGAUGCGGCCGAGCUACUUCUCGAUACGCUCAGCGACGACGAGCUGGAGUCAGGGAGGCACUCAAUGUGUGACGUGGACGAGGACCUGUUUGACGGCGAGGGCGACGAGUCUUACAUGUCUGACGUUGAAUCUGGAGAAGACUCAGACCUGUCGGAAGGAGGGCGGUUAGACGACGAUUAUGGUGAUUCAGACGUCUCCGAUGAAAGCUAUGGGCCUGGCGCAGAAGGAGACGAUAGCGAUAUAGAGUAG